GAACGGUGAACAAGACAUUAGACUCAAGUGUAGUCAAGAGACUGGAUCUGUUGCUCUGCUAUGAGUUCCGACACUCAGAGGGUGACCGUCUGCUUUGUCAUUGUCCUCCUCCUUUUCGUCAACGCUCUGCUGUUGUUCCAGCUUACGUUAAGGUAGGCCUAGCUGGAAGAGUGACAGACUAGCCUGUCCAGAGGGACUGAAGAGAAGAAGGGUAGGAGUCCCAUUGACCAAAUGGCAUAAAUGCAGCCUAAGACAUAACACGAUUUUUUUUAUUUUUUUAUUAGUAGUCAUGACGUGCAUUAAAUUACAAAUAUGUACAACGCACCAAGACAGUCGGGAAAUUGAGGACUUCAAUGUUUUUAAAUGCGGCGGGUUUUAAUCUGCGUCACUGCGCUGGAGUUCUGAGCGGAGUGCGCGCAAGCCCCUGCCGUCACCAAAUCGACGCCCCAAGCCGCGAACCGGAGGAUCUGCACAAGUCAACACAAAGCCAGUCGUCAUUCAGAGGAUGAACCCAGAAAGGUGUGGAGGAUGUUUCAAAAGCGGCAAUGUCGUGUCACGUCAUUGGAGUCAGUGGGGCGAAAGAUGCCACCGCCGUUGUUGACAUGUUUUUGAAGGAUGUCACAGACACUGGAGCUUUAAUCCCGUGGGUAGUGUGUACGAAGGAACCUAUGGUCGUUAAUUCCUGUUACCGGUAUUCUAAAGGUGUCGUAGGACAGUUUUCCAGAGCAACCACAUUAAGAAACAACAUCCUUUGCGACAAGCUACCUGGAGAAGAUGGAUUUCACAAGGUUGGCCGUAGACGCUGGUGCGUUUAUUAACCGAGCUGUUCAGUAUACGGAGGAGACUCUGGGACAGGCGGAGAAGACAGAGUUGGAUGGCAGCUUGGAGGAUCUCCUAGCCAAGGCUGACGUCAUCAAAACCAGGACGGAUCAGAUCAUCUCACAGACUGAGGUUCUACUUCAGCCCAAUCCAGGAGCACGUAUGGAGAACCUGCUGUAUGAACAUCUGGACUGGAGCGCCCCUCCAAGGCCAUGCCCCCACGAGGUGCUGGGAGAAACCAUGAGCCAGGCAGGACUAGAACUCGGAUCUAAUGCACCCUAUGGGACUGCUCUGCUGAAGUGUGGGGAGGCUCAGAGGCAGUUCGGGAGUGCAGAGAGGAAGUUCAUCCAGAGCACGGCCAUACACUUCCUGUCUCCUCUACGUAGCUACACUGAAGGGGAAUACAGAGACAUACAGAAUGAGCGCAAGCUGUUGGUGAACAAGCGUCUGGAUCUGGACAUAGCCAAGACGAGGCUGAGGAAAGCUCAUGAGGCCGAUAGAGAGGCCAGAAAUCUGAAUGCUAACCCUUUGGGAGAUGACUACAUGGUCUAUGCCUCCUACAUGUUCAGCUUCCUACGAGUCAAAUGGCUGAAGAUGUGGGCUCAGGAGAUCUCCCAGGCAGAGAUGGAGCUGAGGAUCUGUCAGAGCCUGUUCGACCGACAAGCUGAGGUCACCAAACGCCUACUGGAGGGGAUUAGCAACACUUACGCCAACCACAAUCGUAGUCUGUGUGACUUUGUGGAGGCCCAGGCCUCGUGCUACGCCCAAUGUGACCAACACGCCCAAGAGCUCCAGAGGCAGAUGUCCAGCAUCCCAGCUGUGUUCUGUUCCAACAACUGGCAGUCGGCACCCAAUCAGAGCCUGGCAAUCAACCAUGGAAACGGUCAGCCAAUAGCAGCCAAUAGCAGCCAACCAGACAGCCAACCAGACAGCCAACCUCACAGCCAUCGAGGUGACCAGCCUGCUGUUAGACAUGAACCAGGCUGCCAGCCAAACCCCAAACAAUCUCCCAGCCUCCAUACCAGCACAAUGGGCAACAGCAACAACCAACCAGGAGACCAGCCAGCUCUUGUCAACCAACCAGCCAUUAGCAACGAAACCUGAGACUAAUCAAACGUCCAAUGAGCCCUUGACAACCGACCAGGCAUCCAAUCAGUCCCCAUUAGUUAAUGGAGAGGUGAACCAAUCAGGGGUUGAGUAGUGUGUGUAUCCAAGGUGUGGUACCAGGGUUGGUGAGUUGAGAGGAGGACUCAGUUUUGCCAAAACAUGUACAAGAUGUAUGAUCUCAAUGGUUAUUAUGCAACGAUUUAUGUGACUGUAUGUCAGUCGUCUGUAAAUAACAGAUGCAUUGUGGGAGGAUAAUAUUAGUACAGCCGACUGUUGUUAUGUGAUCUAUAGACUGUUAGCAAAAUCACUUAUAGUCAUGGUGGGUGCACACCGCUACACUCUAAUGAAUCAUUUGAUGAACAAUGUUUGUGUUAUUGUUCAUUAGUAGAUCGUGUUUCUUUUUAAACAGGUGUAUUAUAUGAAACAUGCUGUGUCAUCUGAGUAGAAUCUGUUGUCCGAGAUCAUGGACCUCUGUGUAAACAAACAAGUGAAAAAGAAUACUAGUUAUUAUAUAUUGUUAUUAUCAUUAUUAUAACUAGUGCAGUACCUGUUCUCGCGAGAUCCACGGCUCCAUCGCGUAGUACAGCUCAACAUGCAGUGGACGCCAUAUUUAUUUAUUGCAAACCGCUCAUCAAAACAGUGUUACACACACAUUUUUACUUCGUACAGUGCCCGGUUUGCAAGAUAAUCAAGACACAGGCAUUCUUGCCUUUAUAUUUGGAUUAACAUUCACCACAACUGGUUAAGCUUCUCUGCUCAUCAAUUUGAUCAGUUCCUCAGUCCUAUAGACAGAGCCGGUCCUCGGCAUAGGCGACAUAGGCAGCUGCCUAGGGCGGCAUGAAGAGGGGGGCAUCCAUUAAUUAACCCUCCUGCACCACCAGCAGAGGGCGCCAAGUCAUAUAUCCGUGCUGCGGUUGGGGGGCGGCACCCCGAUUGGUGUGUUGGAACAGGGAAACAUCUAGAACACACAGGACGGCUGGCCCUAAGGACCAGGCCAGUCCUUCUGCUGAUAGGGAACAGCACCCUCGCUCUUAUGUCUGUGUGUGUGGAAUCUGAGGGUGUCUGAGAGUUAAUUAACUCUGUGACAAGCUGUCUGUCAGUCUAUCAAUCUGAGUAUCUAAACCAGUCAACCAGUCAACUUCAACGUUUGACUAUCAUCAGUGUAGCAACUGAUGAUAAACAUAUUAUAAGUUGUUAAAUGAUAAAUUAACUGUGCCUAUAUGUGGGUUUGUGUGUGUGUGUGUUCAUAGAACCAUUCAAACAUCAAGGUAAAUACACUGAUGUAGUCUUAAGUUUGUGUGUUUGUAAAUGUAUGUUGAUAAAGCAAUUAAAAUCUUAGAAGAAA
Osmerus eperlanus (European smelt) is the source of this 3271-nucleotide messenger RNA. Its product is annotated as endophilin-B1-like. The transcript has 10 exons. Bases 775 to 1923 code for a protein of 382 amino acids. Gene Ontology annotation, molecular function: protein binding. Gene Ontology annotation, cellular component: cytoplasm. The record is from RefSeq and is a predicted model, not a curated record. Lineage: Eukaryota; Metazoa; Chordata; Actinopteri; Osmeriformes; Osmeridae.